AUGGUGAAAAAGAGCGUUCAUCUGCCUGACGAACUGAUAAUUGAAAUUCUGUUGAGAUUGUCGGUAAAGACUCUGUUACGUAUCAAGUGCGUCUGUAAGUCAUGGCUUUCUCUUAUCUCUCUUCCCUAUUUUGCAACUUCACACUUUCAACUGGCCGUUUCUCGUCCUACACAUGGACUUGUCUUGUUAAAAACAUAUUCUUCCGAUGAUCAUAAAGCCCUAAUAGUUGAUUUUGAUGCAUCGCUUAAAGAUGAUUCAUCGUAUGCUCCACUAACCCAUCAUUUUCAGCCUCCCGGAAUAUCUUGCCGUAAAGUUAAAAUUGGAGGUUCCUGUAGAGGGUUCAUAUUUUUGCACACUCACACAGACUUCUAUCUAUGGAAUCCAUCCACCCGUGUCCACACAAAAAUACCGGCCUCUCCUGUAGUUUUUGUCUCCAAAUCCAAUAUCCAUCCUUACACUUUUCUGUAUGGUUUUGCAUAUGAUCAUAAAACUGAUGAUUACUUGAUAGUUUUGGGGUCUUCCUAUUCUCCGGCAUCAAGUAUUGACUUGGAGAUUUUUUCACUGAGAGCUAAUAAGUGGGAACAGAUUGAGAUUGGUUCUCAUUUUCCUUAUAUAACUAGGGUGAUAUAUGGAGAAGUCGGGUUGCUCUUAAAUAAUACUAUUCAUUGGGUGGUUUUUAAUUAUGAGACCUCAAGGGAUGUUAUUAUUGCCUUUGAUAUUAAGGAAAGGAAAAUGUCAGAGAUAGCUCUUCCAUGUGAUGUUUGUGCUACAGAUUGUCCUCAUGACUUCAGUUUGUCGGUACUUGGUGGGCUCAUCAGUGCAUCGGUUGUGGAAAUGCAGACAGUUAAGAUAUGGGUGAUGCAAAAUUACGCCAUGCAUUCAUCUUGGACUAAGAUUAUUGAAUUUUCUUUCGGUUUUGUUCCGCUCCAUUCUUUAGCCAUAGCGUUCUUUACAAAUUGUGGUGAUAUAAUUGGAACAGACAAUAGAGGUGGGUUGGUGAAGUUUAAUGACAAAGGACAGCAGCUAGAGCAUCGCAAGUGUGGCAAGGGAUACGACGCAGAUCAAAGAUUCAAAAGAUCCCAAAUGGUUGUGUAUACAGAAUCUAUGCUUUCACUCCCUUGUGGCACUGGGGAGGCUUAA
This is a messenger RNA of Lathyrus sativus (Indian pea), 1140 nucleotides long. The record is from the annotation of a GenBank genome assembly. NCBI's taxonomy places the organism in Eukaryota, Viridiplantae, Streptophyta, Magnoliopsida, Fabales, Fabaceae.